Molecule: messenger RNA, 444 nt
Organism: Aspergillus ibericus CBS 121593
Lineage: Eukaryota; Fungi; Ascomycota; Eurotiomycetes; Eurotiales; Aspergillaceae
Exons: 1
Coding region: 96-365 (89 amino acids)
Source: RefSeq, a predicted model, not a curated record
AGGUAGGUAGGUCAUCUGGUAGAUGAACCUGCCGCUUGGUUGCUAACUUGAUUGUUUGCUUGUCCUUGAUUCAUUAAUAGGUCUGUUAUGAUUGGAUGCCAUGCAGUCGUACAGGUCAGAUGAUUCCAUUUAUUCUUUUAUCUGCGGAAUAUGAUGUCGUCGAUCCUGUCUCAAUAAUGACUCUUUCAUGCUCCGGCGAUAAAAGAUGUCUACGAGGAGGGUGUAGACAUAGGUACUUACUGGCUGGAUUAUAUAUGAUACAAAGCUAUCUGUUAGAUCUCCUUCUGGUUUGUUUCAUUGUCUGGAAGGUUUCUCUUGUUCGAUUGCGAUUUUUAUUCGGAGUUGUUAGAUUACUAUAUUUGUAAUGUAGUCUAGCACUGAUCUCUCAUGGCAGUGACAUUCGUAGCCGGAGUACAAAGCAGAUGCAUCACAAUUGACCCAACA